CGCUCCAGUUCUCGCGAUACUGGAGACCAGGAAGACGCCUGCAGAGCCGGGCUGCUGGUGCAGCAGAGGCUGAGGCAUCAGGUGCAGCUGCAUCCGGAUCUCCUGCCUUGGCGCAUACUCCUUCUCUUCAAGUCGGGAGGCAGGAGGUGGUCAGGCCGGGGCUGUGGAGGUGCGCUGUGUCCCCUGAGGCCUAGAAGAUUCGGGCUGCGGCCUGUCGGAGCCAGUCAGGGAGGCGCCCACACUCCUGACAGGAUAAGAUGGCGGCGAUGGCGCCUGGAGGUAGUGGCAGUGGUGGCGGCGUGAAUCCAUUUCUCAGCGAUUCGGAUGAGGACGAUGACGAGGUAGCGGCAACAGAGGAACGGCGGGCAGUACUUCGGCUGGGUGCCGGAAGUGGCCUAGAUCCUGGCUCUGCGGGCUCGCUGUCGCCACAGGAUCCCGUGGCCUUAGGAAACAGUGCGCGGCCAGGGCUCCCUGGGGAGGCGUCGGCGGCUGCAGUGGCCCUGGGGGGCACCGGGGAGACCCCGGCCCGAUUGUCAAUUGAUGCGAUCGCUGCUCAGCUGUUGCGCGAUCAAUACUUGCUGACCGCCCUGGAGCUGCAUACCGAGCUGUUAGAGAGUGGCCGGGAGUUGCCUCGGCUGCGCGACUACUUCUCCAAUCCAGGCAACUUCGAGAGGCAAAGUGGAACCCCGCCGGGGAUGGGGGCGCCGGGGGUCCCAGGAGCAGCCGGCGUUGGGGGCGCUGGAGGUCGGGAACCGAGUACAACGUCGGGCGGGGGACAGCUCAAUCGAGCUGGGAGCAUUAGUACCCUUGAUUCUUUAGACUUUGCAAGAUAUUCAGAUGAUGGUAACAGGGAAACAGAUGAAAAAGUGGCAGUCCUGGAGUUUGAACUACGGAAAGCCAAGGAGACCAUUCAGGCCCUCCGAGCCAACCUGACAAAGGCCGCAGAACAUGAAGUUCCUUUACAGGAACGAAAAAAUUACAAGUCAAGUCCUGAAAUUCAGGAGCCAAUCAAACCUCUUGAAAAGAGAGCUCUAAACUUCUUAGUCAAUGAAUUUUUAUUGAAGAAUAACUACAAGCUUACAUCAAUAACCUUUUCAGAUGAAAACGAUGAUCAGGAUUUUGAAUUAUGGGAUGAUGUAGGAUUAAACAUUCCAAAACCUCCAGACUUAUUGCAACUCUACCGAGAUUUUGGAAAUCAUCAAGUGACUGGAAAAGAUCUUGUAGAUGUGGCCAGUGGAGUAGAAGAAGAUGAGUUAGAGGCCUUUACACCAGUUAUAAGCAACCUUCCUCCAACUCUUGAAACUCCCCAGCCUGCAGAGAACUCCAUGUUAGUACAGAAAUUAGAAGAUAAAAUUAGUUUGUUAAAUAGUGAGAAGUGGUCAUUGAUGGAACAAAUCAGAAGACUUAAAAGUGAAAUGGACUUCCUCAAAAAUGAACACUUUGCCAUCCCAGCAGUUUGUGACUCUGUUCAGCCUUCUUUGGAUCAGUUGCCCCACAAAGACUCUGAGAACAGUGGACAGCAUCCAGAUGUAAAUAGUUCAGACAAGGGGAAAAACACAGACAUCCAUCUUUCAAUAUCAGAUGAAGCUGAUUCCACUAUUCCUAAAGAGAAUUCCCCAAAUUCAUUCCCCAGGAGAGAAAGAGAAGGAAUGCCACCUUCGUCUCCAUCAAGUAAAAACACAGUUCAUUUUGAUAAACCCAAUAGGCAAUUGUCUCCUGCAUUCCAUCAAGCACUACUCUCUUUUUGUCGAAUGUCAGCAGAUAGUCGUUUAGGAUACGAGGUGUCUCGUAUUGCAGAUAGUGAAAAAAGCGUUAUGUUAAUGCUGGGACGCUGCCUGCCACACAUUGUUCCCAAUGUGCUAUUGGCAAAGAGGGAGAGAAUGGUUUUACACCUCUGUCAGGAGUUGAUCCCCCUCAUAUUGUGUACAGCAUGUCUACAUCCUGAACCUAAAGAGCGAGAUCAGCUUCUCCAUAUACUUUUCAAUUUGAUCAAGAGGCCAGAUGAUGAGCAAAGGCAAAUGAUACUGACAGGUUGUGUGGCAUUUGCACGUCAUGUUGGACCAACACGUGUAGAAGCUGAACUUUUACCACAGUGUUGGGAACAGAUUAAUCACAAAUACCCAGAAAGACGACUGCUUGUGGCAGAAUCCUGUGGCGCAUUGGCACCUUACCUUCCUAAAGAAAUCCGUAGCUCCUUGGUUCUUUCAAUGUUGCAACAAAUGUUAAUGGAAGAUAAGGCAGAUUUGGUAAGAGAAGCUGUUAUCAAAAGCCUUGGUAUCAUAAUGGGAUACAUUGAUGAUCCAGACAAAUAUCAUCAGGGUUUUGAAUUGUUGCUGUCAGCCUUAGGUGAUCCCUCAGAAAGAGUAGUUAGUGCUACACAUCAAGUAUUUUUACCAGCUUACGCUGCGUGGACUACAGAACUUGGAAAUUUACAGUCUCAUCUUAUACUUACACUACUGAACAAGAUUGAAAAACUUCUCAGGGAAGGAGAACAUGGGCUGGAUGAACAUAAGCUCCACAUGUAUCUUUCUGCUUUGCAGUCCUUGAUCCCAUCUCUCUUUGCAUUAGUGCUACAGAAUGCACCUUUCUCCAGCAAAGCCAAGCUUCAUGGUGAAGUGCCACAGAUAGAAGUGACUAGGUUUCCUCGGCCUAUGUCGCCUCUUCAAGAUGUGUCCACUAUUAUCGGAAGUCGUGAGCAAUUGGCAGUGCUACUACAACUUUAUGACUACCAGCUGGAACAGGAGGGUACAACAGGCUGGGAGAGUUUACUGUGGGUUGUCAAUCAAUUGUUGCCACAACUUAUAGAAAUAGUUGGCAAAAUUAAUGUUACUUCAACUGCCUGUGUCCAUGAAUUCUCCAGAUUUUUCUGGCGCCUUUGCCGGACAUUUGGCAAAAUUUUUACAAACACUAAGGUAAAACCUCAGUUCCAGGAGAUUUUGAGACUAUCUGAAGAAAACAUUGAUUCCUCAGCAGAAAAUGGGGUCCUCACUAAAGCUACAGUCCCUAUUUAUGCAACAGGAGUCCUUACGUGUUAUAUUCAGGAAGAAGACCGAAAACUGUUAGUUGGAUUCUUAGAAGAUGUAAUGACGCUGCUUUCAUUAUCUCAUGCUCCUCUGGAUAGCCUGAAGGCUUCUUUUGUGGAAUUGGGUGCAAAUCCAGCCUACCAUGAAUUACUAUUAACUGUUUUGUGGUAUGGUGUUGUCCAUACUUCAGCACUCGUCAGGUGUACUGCUGCUAGAAUGUUUGAGCUGACUCUUCGAGGCAUGAGUGAAGCGUUAGUUGACAAGCGGGUUGCUCCGGCCCUUGUUACCUUGUCCAGUGAUCCUGAAUUCUCUGUCAGGAUUGCCACAAUUCCAGCCUUUGGCACUAUUAUGGAAACAGUAAUUCAAAGAGAGUUGCUGGAAAGAGUGAAAAUGCAGUUGGCUUCUUUCCUGGAAGAUCCUCAGUAUCAAGACCAACAUUCUUUGCAUACAGAGAUCAUAAAAACAUUUGGUAGAGUUGGCCCUAACGCAGAACCCAGGUUCCGAGAUGAGUUUGUUAUACCACAUUUGCAUAAGUUAGCCUUGGUGAACAACUUACAGAUUGUGGAUUCUAAAAGACUGGACAUUGCUACGCAUCUUUUUGAAGCCUACAGUGCACUUUCCUGUUGUUUCAUUUCAGAGGACUUAAUGGUUAAUCACUUUUUACCUGGUCUCAGAUGUUUACGGACUGACAUGGAACAUCUCUCUCCAGAGCAUGAGGUUAUUUUAAGUUCCAUGAUAAAAGAAUGUGAACAGAAAGUUGAAAACAAGACCGUCCAAGAGCCUCAAGGCUCAAUGUCAAUUGCUGCAAGCUUAGUGAGUGAAGAUACAAAGACCAAGUUUUUGAACAAAAUGGGCCAGUUGACAACAUCAGGUGCCAUGUUGGCCAAUGUGUUUCAGAGAAAGAAGUAGAAGCAGGAAGGAAGCCCCCAGUAAACACUAAGAUGGACCUCAAGCCGACUGGUUCCUUGUACUUGAAGUACUUGCCUUUUUUAUUUCCUCAGUUUUAUGUUCUUGCAUUAUAAUUAUAUCCUAACCUCCAAAGAUAUUUGCACUGCUUUUAAUUACUGCUGUAUAUUUGUUGAUUUUGGAGUUACAACUGUGGUGAUAGAAAAUUGAGUUGAUGGUCUGUACCAAGUCCCUUGUCUAUGUUCUUGUCUUUCAGAAUAAUUUUUAUAUAAAUAUAUAUAUAGUGAGGAAGUUUUUUUUAAUUUUUGGAUGGGAUAUUCGCAAAUAUCUGUAUUAUACACUAAGCUAUUACAAUGGUACUUAAUGUAAAUUUGAAGUCAUUGUUAUAAAAUAAUAAAGUGGAGAUUACUUAAGUAUUUAAAUUAUGAAAGAAUAAUGCAGACUUUUUAUUGUUUCUUAACUGACUAGAAAGAGCCACCAGCAUUACUCUGUGCCUUUUGGACAUCAGUUUGUGUGUUCUGUAGGAAUUGUGUGCAUUCCAUUCACACAGUAUUUCUUUAGGAUGCUGUGAUGAUUUGAAUUACAAAUCCUACAGUAAAUAGCUAAAGAUGAAACCUUCAUUUCAGAACUCUCAUGAAUAUUUUUUAAGUGCUAUUUAAACCUCCCCAUCACUUAGAUGCAUAUAAUGGACUUACCUGAGGAAAGACAGCACACAGGCAUGGGGAGAUGUAACCAAGGUGAAUUUUACAAACUGGUGUGUAAUAGAUUUAAAUGCUCAAAAAUAAAUGUAACUGAGAAGAGUUAAUAAUUGUGAGAUUUUUCCCAAAUUGAGAUACAGAAGAAAAUAUAGUUUGAAUCUGAAAUUUAACACUUAUUUAUGUAAAACAUUUUAUUUAAGAUAUUUUCUAAUGAUUUUAAUUUUAGAGAGUACCUUUUCAUUCUGUGUGUUACAGAGAAGUACUGAAAAGUUAAGGACACUUCGGGGCUACUUUUUUUCCCUCUAAAAUAAAAAAAGACAUUGGCUAAAUUAUAACUAGUUAGUUAUCACCUUGUCCCUUAAAGUCAGUGACUUCCUGUGUUUGAUGUAUAUUACAUAGAGUCUUAAGUCGGUGUACAGUUCCACUGGAAUUUGACAGUUGUCUAUACAGUCACACAACUUGAAGUAGAAAAGAGUGCUGGACAUGGAAAGGGGGUGAUUGGUUUGAGGGGUUAAUGUGAGGCCUUUUUGAAAAAUGAAUAUUUUGAUAAAAAGAAUUCUUGUUUUAGCACAGUUGAUGCAUAUAGGUGAUUCUCAUAUUUGUUGUAUAAACUGGUUUAAUACAUUUGGAACAUAGUUGGAUUACAUUCAUUUCCUGGGAAAGCUAGCUUACCAUACAUUCAAGUUUAUAAAACAAUUUGCCAUAGGCAAAGCCAUUUAAAAAGUUCAUUCUGAAAUUAUUUCAUUUACCUACAGUGAAAUAAUUGUGAACCAAGUAGUCUUUCUGAAAACUGUUGGGUUCUAGGCAUUCCUGAGAAACUGAAAGUGGCUACCUUUCAUGUCAAAAAUGUUGAUCUGUUAUAAAUAAAAUGUUUUUGCAUAUGUU
Rhinopithecus roxellana (golden snub-nosed monkey) is the source of this 5512-nucleotide messenger RNA. RefSeq names its product RAB11 binding and LisH domain, coiled-coil and HEAT repeat containing (gene RELCH). Gene Ontology annotation, biological process: intracellular cholesterol transport. The transcript has 30 exons. The record is from RefSeq and is a predicted model, not a curated record. NCBI's taxonomy places the organism in Eukaryota, Metazoa, Chordata, Mammalia, Primates, Cercopithecidae. Gene Ontology annotation, cellular component: recycling endosome; trans-Golgi network. Gene Ontology annotation, molecular function: protein binding. The coding region runs from base 258 to 3932 and encodes 1224 amino acids.